UCGUAAUAUUCGUUUAGAAGAACAAAACAAAAAUUAUCGACAUAAUUAUCUUUCAUUUACUAUUCCAUCAUCGUAUUAUAAUAUUGUGCAUGUCCAUCGAUUUACUAUCAUUGAUACAAUCUCAACAUUAAUUAAUCAUUUCGAAUCAUGUUAUAGAUAUUCAAUUGAUACUGAAUCAGAUCGAUUUACAUAUGAUUUAUCUCUUAUUCAAGUUCAUUCUAUUCCUCAACAUUUACCAUCAUUUAUUUUAUUAUUUGAAAUUAAUCAUCUUCCUCCGUCUGAUUCAUUAUUAAUGGGGAAUAUUAUUUUUUCUUGGGGAUCGAUGUCUGAAGAAUUAAUAUCUGCUGUACAAAUGAAUUUAUUUACAUGGUCAGUACCUGCAUUAUUAAUUAAUUUGCAAGAUGAAUUUCCUAGUUGGUAUCGAAGGGCACUGCCUCCGUGCGAGGCAUGUGGCUCGAUUCAAGCCUUGAAUAAGGCCAUGUCUUCGAAAUCCCGAUGCAUUUGUACAAGCAACUUCCCUUAUGUUAAAUCAACAGAUAAGUGGUCAUUACAAAAUGCGAUUCGUUAUACUAUUAAUCGUUUUCUUGAUAAAUCAUCAACAAAGAAAAAUUGGAGUAUUAUGUUAGAUUCAAAUUAUUCACCAUUAUCAUCAUCUGAACGGCGUAAACGAAUUAAUUAUGCAAUUUAUGAUUGCUUUGCCGUCACUUUAUUACAUCAAGCAAUUUAUGAUAAAUGGUCGUUAACUCAACUUUGUGAAGCAGAAUUAAUAUCUUUAUUUACUUCGAAUGCUCUACCUUAUUCUUCAUCAUUAUCUUCAUCAACCUUAUUGGAAAAUAUUUCUGACGAUGAAAAUGAAGUAACAUCAACAUCUUUACUAAUUUCAAAUGCUCCACGUCAUUCAUCAUCAUUACCUUUAUCAACUUUAUUAGAAGAUAUUUCUGAAGAUGAAAGUAAAGAAGAUGAUGAAAUAUUUGUUUCCUUUCUUUCUAGUCAACGUGGUCCAGAAGCAUCAGUUAAUAACACUCGAAAUGUUGAAAUUUGUCAUGCAACAACACAUGAUGAUGAUAUUAUAGAACUUAUUUUAUCGGAUCAACAAUUAUCUUCUGAUGAACAACCUCGAUCACGUCGAACAUGUCGUUCAGCAGCUGCACAAACACGUCGAAAUCGAAAACAUAACAAAGUGUUACGGUCAUAUCGGGAUCGACAUGUUAUUUAUCGCAACGUCUAUCAUCGAUUUACACUUAAACAAAUUAAAAAUAUUCUUCGUGAUCGUGGUGUUCGUUACAUUCAUUUAAAACUUGACAAAUCUACUCAAGUAUUAUCAAUUAGCAUGAAGAAAUCAUCUCUAGUAGAUUUAUAUUUUGAUCGACUACCCGGUGAUUUAUUUGAUCAAGAACAUUAUCAACAUUAUCGUCAAGAUGAACAUUAA
Messenger RNA from Rotaria sordida, 1429 nucleotides. Lineage: Eukaryota; Metazoa; Rotifera; Eurotatoria; Philodinida; Philodinidae. The record is from the annotation of a GenBank genome assembly.